UACGGGGCACGCAUAAUGUGUAAAACGAAAUGUGAAAAUUUUGAAAAGCGUUCACUUUGCAUGCAAUUCUGUGAUGCACCGUCUCGAUAUCUAACGAUGGAAGAGAUCACGGAAGGUAUUGAAAACAUUGAUCUAAUAUUGAAUGAUGAAGGGCAGCCGGUAGAGGUCAAUGAUGCUCAUGCAAGUGGGUCGAACGCGAUGGAUGAAGUGUCGGCGCACAACUUCUCUAACGAAUUGGAAGACGAUGGGGACGGUGAUGCCGACACUUUGAGUGCCGAUGGCAGCUCGUUGGAUGCUAAUACUGCUGAAAAUGCCGCCAAUACCGCCACAACCACAACAACCUUCUACACGGGGCAUUUGUCAGUGUCAUCGUCAGCAUCCGUUAUGUCGACGUCAUUGCACAUCGCGCAAACGAAAUUUAAACAAAGCGAAGACGGCAGCGUAAACGUGAUGGCACGUCGACCUAGUUUCGAUGCAAUGCUGCAACAACAACCACCACUCUCCACUGCACAGCAAGCACACAACUCAUCAUCACAAAACUAUGCAUCACAAACACAGAUGCAGCUAGUCGGCGGCAGUCCGGCACGCCGCAAUCCACUCAACUUUAGCGGCAUGCAACACAGCAGCCCCAACAUGCUGGAACGUCGUAGCUCUGGUGGUUACAGCGCCGUCGCACAACGCUCUUCGAUGACCACGCCAGAUAGCGGCAUCAGCCAAACGCAGUCCUCACAAUCGUGCACACCGGGUCCGUACAGUCCGCAUAGAAUGCUUUCCACACCGUUACCAGCCAAAACGUACUGCGACAAGUCGGUGAACUCGUCACCCAAGCGCAUGAUCUCCGCGCUCACUUCGCCCAUUGAACCCUUUGCGGCGAAUGUAGGACGCGAGCAUGCGCUGAAGCACGAAAUCGAACUGCUGCAGGAGAAACUAAAGGACACCGAAGAGCGUUUGCAAUCGCUGCGCAUACAGCACGAUUCACUGUCGCAGCUGCAUCGCGAUCUGCGCGAAAGUAACACGAAACUGCAAGAGGAGUCCGAAAUGCUGAAGUUGGAUGUGCAACAUCUGAAUGAAUGUGCCAAUAUACUGCGUACCGAGCUGCAAACGGCGCGCGCCGAUCGCGAUGAGGCGUUGACCUUGCAGAAAACGCUGCAGGGCGAGUUGGAGGAGAGUCGACAGGAGCGGAAGCGUACGCAAGACCAAAAAGAUAAAGAUGCCAAAACCAUACAAGAUCUGCAACGACAGUGCCGUGAAAUGGAACGUAUACUCAUGCGCAAGCAUCCGGACUCGGUGUCGGCGCUAAUAGUCGCCUCCAAAAACUCUGGUAAGUGUUCAAGUAAUGACCAGGAGAAUGUCAACAGCCGUAAACUCUUGGAGCAGCGCAUAGCGCAAUUGGAGUCAGAUGCAAAGGAGCAAGACUUGAAAGCACAGCAAAUACUCGCAAAUGUGCAGGCGCGCUUCAACUCAGUGCAGUCCAAAUAUGAGACGCACAUAGCUGAUCUGGAAACUCAAGUUUUAAGCCUCCAAGAGAUCAAUACGAAGCUAAAUGAGAAGAUCGAAUCGCAGGUGCGCACACUGGACUACUUUGUUUCCAAGAAGGCUGAGAAUUUCUACAACAACUGCACGCAAACGGACGCCAAUGUUGUGGCGUACGAGCAUGAGGCAGGCUGCAGCGGCGAUGUAACCAAGCGCGCCAGUCUAAAUACUGGCGCCACCACCACCAACAAUGCCAAUGCCAAUGUCAAUAACAAUAACAGCACCACUACCGGCACACAAACGGUGCAAACGAAGAAUACACGCGAUCACAGCACCAACACCAUUGGCACCUCUAGCGCCGUACAUUCGGCAAGUUCAAGCACCAGCAGCACCGCCAACUCAACGCCCAACACCUCACGGCCAAACUCGAAGCAGAGCGGCAUACGCAAACCGUUCGCCACCGCAAUGGGCACACUCAGCUCAGCCUUAGCAUCGAAACUGCCUGUCUCACAUUCGGAUUUGACAAUAUCCGCACAUCACGCACACGCCGCAGCCAAAGAGGAUGCCCACUUGUUGGCCACCAUACGCGGCAUGCGCGUCGAUUUGGCGAUCAAGGACAAGGCCAUGCAACGGCUGACGCGCGAAUUGGAAGAGUGCAAGAAAACAAUAAAGAAGUUACAACGCGAAAAAGACGCACAAAAAUCCGACAAGUCGCAGUGGAACAGCUAUACGUGCUUGAAUAUCUCACGGCGUAGCCACGAGGCACUGCAUCACGACCAAAUGCCCGCUACCACGGAGAGUCAAACGCUGCGUGAAGCGCAAAACAAACUCAAACUGCUGGAAUCGGAUUAUAAAAUACUACAUGACAAGCGUUUGAACGACCUGAAGACGCUGCAAAGUGCGCAUGAACGUGAGUUGGCCUCGUGUCAUGAAACGGUGCGCGUACUACAACAACGGCUCAACGAACGCGACGAAGCGUUCGCCACACAAAAACGCCGCAAAUUGCCAGUUGACUACUAUGCGCUGAAAGCCAAGGUGAGUAGUGGCACGAGCAAUGCUAGUAGCAUGCUGGAUAACAGCGACACUAGCAAACGCACCGAGUUGCAAACGGAAUGUAAAGCAGCGUUGGAAAGCUGCCACAGUAGCAAUGUUAGCCCCUUAACAGUAAAAAAGAAAAAGAAGUCUAGCAAAAAACACGCGCGCCACUCUAUGUACGAGCACAAGAAAAACGCAAACAAAUAGAAAAAUGAAGCAAAAAAAAAUAUAUAUAUAUAAAAUAAAUCAUAUGAAAUGCAAAACUUUUACAAGAGUCAUAAUGAAAAUCAGUAAACUCAAGCGUGUAAUAUGCUACAACGUUUCGUCAUUGGAGCGUCGCCAUUCGGAGCGUGAGGAACGCCUGCGCAUGCUCGUGGAUGCGCUGAGCAAAGGACGUCUAACAGGCGCAAUUGAGGACUUGCUCGGCGACAACAACAACCAGCGCAGUACCUAAAAGUGCG
Messenger RNA from Zeugodacus cucurbitae (melon fly), 2969 nucleotides. Its product is annotated as centrosomal protein of 162 kDa. Lineage: Eukaryota; Metazoa; Arthropoda; Insecta; Diptera; Tephritidae. The record is from RefSeq and is a predicted model, not a curated record. Gene Ontology annotation, cellular component: centrosome; axonemal microtubule; centriole. The coding region runs from base 16 to 2715 and encodes 899 amino acids. The transcript is spliced from 7 exons. Gene Ontology annotation, biological process: cilium assembly.